AGUGACAGCAAAAGUUCCGAGCGUCGUGGGUUGCUGAAUCUUUGUUGAUAGCGAUUUCCGUUCUUAUACAAUACGAUUUUACCUUUCCACACUAUUUUACACAUUCGGAACGCAACGCAUUUGCGUUAUUUUCCUAUCGUGGUGCUUAAUCGUCGAAAAUUGUUCGUUCAUCGCCGAAUCGAGUGAAAGGCAUUGGUUGAGCCGGUGCCGACCAACGUGUCACAUUGCGUGCAGAAGGAGUUUGGCGGAUAACGUACGUGUCGCCUUUAUCCCGGUCGUGGUAAAUUGGUGGGGUGAUCGGUAUCGUGGAAUUUUGGUUCUCCGCUUGCUGAAGGGUUCGUGCCUAGCAUUGGAUUGCUAAAAUAAGAAAGUAGCACUGCUGAACGCGUGUGUGAACUUGUGUGAACGAUGGGAAAGGCUAAGAAGGGCAAGAAGGAUGCGGCCGGUGCAGGUGUCGAAGAAAAUGUCAGUGAUAACGAUGUUCCGCAGACGGACAUCACGGAAGUGGAGGAGGAAAACAGGAAAAAUGAUAAAAAAUCGAAAAAGGAAAAACGAGCCAAGAAAGUAGCUGCGGAUAGCGAUGAAGGUGAAGAAGAUGAUGUUACCAAGGUAACGGAGUCGGUUAAAAAGAUGGCUGUGACGAAAAAGAAGGACAAGCAGCCAUCUACUGAAACGGAACCAACUGCCGGCCACGGUUCCGAUGAAGAGAAGCAAGACGAGAAAGGUGGCAAGAAUAAGGAUGCGAAGAAGAAAAAAUCGGCCAAAUCUGGGCCAGUCGGAUUUUCUUUACUGAUGAUGGAUGACGAUGACGAUGAUGAUGAGCAGCCGGAGGAGCAGGAUGAAGAUCGCGAAGAAUUGUCCCGCAAAAGUUCCAUAGAGGCGGAUGCUGCUCCAAAGGAAGGUGGCAAAGGAAAAAAGGCAACGCAGAUCAAAAAGGAUGCCGAACCGAAGGUGGAAGAAGAAGACGGUGGUUCAAAGGGUGGCAAAAAGAGCAAGAAGAAGAAAAAGAAGGAAGAAGAUGAUGAUGACGAGAUCGAUCGAAUGCUUGCGGAACUAGGAAUGGAAUACUCUGGCCAAAAACCACCUCCGUCUGCCGACGAUGCAGCCACCGUGCAAGAUUCGCAGCCAUCCGAGAAGCAAAGCAAGAAGAAAGAUAAGAAGAAGAAAAAGGAUGAAGAGCCUGUCGCUAGCCAGCCGGAAGUGCCGGUUGUGGAAGUAAAAACUGCACCAGAGAAGAAAAAGGGUAAGCAGAAUGCCCCCGCCAAGGAGGAAUCAGUCGCAGAACCGGCAGAACCUGCCGCAAACGAAGAGCCGAAGAAGAAGGGUAAAAACAAGGGCAAAAAGAACGAUACUUCUACGACGAUACCGGCCGAGGAAGGGACGGCAGCUGCGCCCAAAAAGGGCGACGCAUCCGGUAAGGGCGAACCAGCGAAGAAGGCCGAAACCACGGACGCUCCCAGCGCAGAAGCUUCAGCCGAUACGAAGAAAAAGAAACCCAACAAGGCCGCACUGGCCAUUAUGCAGGAACGCCUGAAAGCGAUCCGCGAGGAGGAGGAACGUUUGCGGAAGGAGGAAGAAGAGAAACAAAAGCUGGAGGAGCAAGCGGAACAGUUCCGGCUGGAGCAGUUACGACUAGAGCAGGAGAAGAAGGAAAAGAAGAAGCAGAAGGAGAAGGAACGUAAGGAGCGGUUAAAGGCGGAGGGCAAGCUGCUUACUGCCAAGCAAAAGCAGAAUCGGGCCCGUGCCCAAGCGAUGUUGGAAGCACUCAAGGCACAGGGUGUGGGUAUCCCCGAGACGACCGGCGAGCGUCGAGCAAAGCCCGGUUCUCGCAUCCGUUCGAAGAAAAAUCAAGACACCAACAAGGAGGUGACCGAGUCGAAGGAAUCCACACCUACAGCGGACGAAGUGAAAGCGCAAGAAGAAAAGAAGGCGAAGGAAAAGCAGGUGAAGGAGUCCUGGGACGCGACAGAUAGCGAAGAGGAGGAAGAGGAGGAGGCAGCUAAGCCUGGUACCGAGUUGUCGCAACAGCAAUCGGUUGAAUCAAAAGACAGUCGUGGAUCGGACGACGAGGAGGAUGGUGAUGAUGAGGAUGAGGAAGACGACGACGGUGAUGACGAUGACGAUGAGGAUGGUUCGGAUGACGACGAUAGUUCCGGCUCGGAAGCGGGCGAUCAUCGGAAAGAGGCAGAAAAAAUGCGCCAGCGCGCGUUGGACCGAAUCGCGAAUCGUACACAAGAGGCCGAAAAGAAGAGGACGCUCGAAAACCUGCGAGCCGCCGUAGUCUGUGUGCUGGGACACGUAGACACGGGCAAAACGAAAAUUCUGGACAAGCUGCGGCGUACCAAUGUACAGGACGGUGAAGCGGGCGGUAUCACGCAGCAGAUUGGUGCCACGAACGUGCCGGCCGAAAACAUAAAGGAACAGACGAGGUUCGUGAAGGGCUUUCAGGAGCUUGAGUUCAAGUUGCCCGGUUUGCUGAUUAUCGACACACCCGGGCACGAAUCGUUCAGCAAUUUGCGAUCUCGCGGCUCAUCGUUAUGCGAUAUCGCCAUCCUGGUGGUGGAUAUUAUGCACGGGCUGGAACCGCAAACGAUAGAGUCAAUCAACUUGCUCAAAUCAAAGCGCACCCCGUUUGUUGUCGCGUUAAACAAGAUCGAUCGAUUGUAUGACUGGAGCACGAUGCCACGUAAGGAUGUGCGCGACAUUCUGAAGGCACAGGCGUCCAACACGCAGCUCGAAUUCAACCAGCGCACGAAGGAAAUCAUCGUGCAGUUCGCGGAGCAGGGCUUGAACGCGGCCCUGUUCUACGAAAAUCCGGACCCGAAAACAUACGUUUCGCUCGUGCCGACGAGCGCCAUCACGGGCGAGGGUAUGGGCAAUCUGCUGUUUUUGAUAGUGCAAUUCUGCCAGAAGCAGCUUGCCAAACGACUGAUGUACAGCGAGGAUCUGCAGGCGACCGUGCUGGAGGUGAAGGCCAUUCCCGGGCUCGGCACGACGAUCGAUGCUAUUUUGAUCAACGGCAAGUUGCGCGAGGGCGAUACGAUGAUCUUGGCCGGUACGGAAGGCCCGAUCGUCACUCAAAUUAAAGCAUUGCUUAUGCCUCAGCCGAUGAAGGAACUGCGCGUGAAGAACGCAUACGUGGAGCACAAAGAAAUUUUGGCUGCGCAGGGUGUGAAGAUUGCGGCGAAAGAGCUCGAGAAAGCGAUCGCCGGAUUGAAUUUGCAGAUAGCCCAUAAACCCGACGAGGUGGAAAUUUUUAAGGAUAUAGUGGCUCGUGACUUAAAAUCGGCUUUAAACAGCAUCAAACUGAGUGACCGUGGUGUGUACGUGCAGGCCUCCACUCUGGGAUCGCUAGAAGCAUUGCUAGAGUUUUUGAGAACUUCGAAAAUCCCGUACUCCGGUAUUCGAAUUGGUCCAGUUGUUAAGCGUGAUGUUAUGAAAGCAUCUACAAUGUUGGAGCAUGAAAAUCAGUAUGCUACCAUCUUAGCUUUCGACGUGAAAGUAGAGCGCGAUGCUCAGGACCUGGCGGACCACCUGGGUGUGAAAAUUUUCCAGGCAGAUAUCAUUUACCAUCUGUUUGAUAAGUUCAUGGCGUAUCGGGACGAAAUCAAGCAACGGAAGCGAGACGAAUUUAAAUCGAUUGCCGUUUUUCCGUGCAAGCUAAAAAUUUUACCACAGUUUGUGUUUAAUUCACGUGACCCAAUCGUGAUGGGAGUGAUUGUGGAGGCCGGUAUUGUGAAGGAGGGUACACCAAUUACAGUGCCUAGCAAAGAGUUUACUGAUCUUGGCGUGGUAACGUCCAUCGAAGCUAACCAUAAGCAAAUUGAAAGUGCUCGAAAAGGACAGGAAGUAUGCAUAAAAAUUGAGCCAAUCCCGGGCGAAACACCGAAAAUGUUUGGUCGUCACUUUGAUGAAACCGACAUGUUAGUUAGUAAGAUUUCCCGUCAAAGUAUCGAUGCGUGCAAGGAUUACUUCCGGGAUGAUCUUUUGAAAUCCGACUGGACGCUAAUGGUGGAACUGAAGAAAACCUUCCAGAUUUUGUAGAGAGAGGGUGUUUUGAUGUCUGUUUUUCAUGGUUUUAUUUCGUGCGUCAAUUUUUUGUUUGUUUGAACACGUAUUUGAAUAUUUGCUUCGAGAUUUGGUACCUUUUUUAAUCCUUUAUCCGGUACGAGCACACCCGAACAGAUAUUCGUGAAAAUUCUAACCGUUAUGUUGUAUUUAAAUUGUGAUUUACAACAACAGAAACAGUCACAGUCAUGCAUUGUUGCUAGUCUCUUUGGUGUGUGGCGUGCGAGCGUCUGUCUGUCGAAUGCAAUUGAAAGGUUUGAUUUUUAACGUUAAUUUUUGUUCGGUAUUGAAUUCAGCAGAACGUCAUUUUCAUUCUCCAUAUUUAUUGGUUUCCCAUAUUUCCACAAACAAACUUUUUUUUACAUAUUUAUGCCAAUCCCAUCAACAGGUAUAUCAAUAAUUGCAAUAAUCAAUCAUCAGUUCUAUUUAAAAUGAUGCAAUAAUAUUGCAAAGUGUUUAAACGGUCCACAUAACAACAGUUGAAGUAACGUGGCAUGCCAAAAGAAAUGCUUAUUUUCAAACAAACGAACCCAAACAAAUGACAGCAAAAUAUUCUCAUUGAAAAGGAAGCAUCAAAAUUCCUCCAAAAGCCCUCGUUUACGCUGGAACAAGUACUACCAUAACACAGUCUGCCUGUUUGCAAAACGUAUAAAAAUGAAGAUGCAAAUUGAAACACA
Messenger RNA from Anopheles stephensi (Asian malaria mosquito), 4745 nucleotides. It is a transcript of the gene eIF5B, whose product is annotated as eukaryotic translation initiation factor 5B. The transcript is spliced from 8 exons. The record is from RefSeq and is a predicted model, not a curated record. Bases 409 to 4044 code for a protein of 1211 amino acids. NCBI's taxonomy places the organism in Eukaryota, Metazoa, Arthropoda, Insecta, Diptera, Culicidae. Gene Ontology annotation, molecular function: GTPase activity; GTP binding; translation initiation factor activity.